GGGAAUUGUAGUCACAUUCAUUGCACCAGCUCUUGAAUCUGAUUCUGGAUGUACAUUUUUGGCUUUCUCUUUCUGCCAGAGUCAUUGGCUGUAACAUAAUCAGAAUAUAUUCAAAACUAUUGCUUGUAAACAGCCAGAUUGGUUGGUGUUUUUGUUUUGUUAUUGUUAGAAGUCUGGAAAGUAGCAUUAUUUUUUGUCUUUUGUGUUGGCAUUCAAUGUGGAUAGACUGAAUUCUUUUAAGUAAUUAUCCAACACAUUUAAGAGACUGCAGUGUUCCUAGGCUUGAUGUAACCAGUACAAUGCUGUGUGGAAAUAGGAGCAUUUGGAGAAACUCACCAUCCAAAAGGAAUCGUUUUCCAUUUGAAUUCUGUGCUGGACAUCCUCCAUGACCGUGACAAACACCUUUGGCAAGUGAAUGUAGAAUUGGAUCAGCCAAUCAGUUGUCCUUGAUUUUUGUCUUCUCUGUUUAAAGGAUUUUUCUACAGAGGCUGCCAAGAAAUUGUUGCUGGUUCAAUACAGUUUUAUUUAAAUCCAUAUUUUGAAUGUAGUUUAGAAGUAUUUGAAACCAUGGGAAUAAAGGUCCAGCGUCCUCGGUGUUUUUUUGACAUAGCCAUAAACAAUCUACCUGCUGGAAGAGUUGUCUUUGAAUUAUUUUCUGAUGUGUGUCCCAAAACAUGUGAGAAUUUCCGAUGUCUUUGUACAGGUGAAAAGGGUACAGGAAAAUCUACUCAGAAGCCAUUGCAUUAUAAAAGUUGUCUUUUUCACAGAGUUGUAAAGGAUUUUAUGGUUCAAGGUGGUGACUUCAGUGAAGGAAAUGGACGAGGUGGGGAAUCCAUUUAUGGAGGAUUUUUUGAAGAUGAGAGUUUUGCCGUUAAACACAACAAAGAAUUUCUGUUGUCAAUGGCCAAUAGAGGAAAGGACACUAAUGGUUCACAGUUCUUCAUCACAACUAAACCUACACCUCAUUUAGAUGGGCACCAUGUUGUUUUUGGACAAGUGAUAUCUGGUCAAGAGGUUGUAAGAGAGAUUGAAAACCAGAAAACAGAUGCAUCGAGCAAACCAUAUGCUGAAGUACGAAUACUUAGCUGUGGGGAGCUAAUUCCCAAAUCCAAAGCCAAGAAGGAAGAAAAGAAAAGACAUAAGUCAUCAUCUUCAUCCAGUGAUUCAGAGAGUUCAAGUGAUUCUCAGUCCUCUGAUUCAUCUUCUGAUUCGGAAAGUGCUUCUGAAGAAAAAUCAAAAAAAAGAAAAAAGAAACACCGGAAGUCCCGAAAACAUAAGAAGGAGAAGAAGAAGAAAAAGAAAAGCAAGAAAAGUUCUUCUACUGAGAGUGAAGAUGAAAGCCCUGAAGCACAACCACAAUCUACGGUCCGUCCAGAAGAGAUUCCUCCUAUUCCCGAAAACAGGUUUCUGAUGAGAAAAAGUCCUCCUAAAGUAGAUGAGAAAGAGAGGAAGAAUAGAGAAAGGGAGAAAGAAAGAGAGUGUAAUCCAUCUAAUUCCCAAUCCUCUUCAUAUCAAAGACGACUUCUAGUCACAAGGUCUGGAAGGAAAAUUAAAGGAAGAGGACCAAGACGCUAUCGAACACCUUCCAGAUCCAGAUCACGGGAUCGUUUCAGGCGAAGUGAGACUCCUCCACAUUGGAGACAGGAGAUGCAGAGAGCACAAAGGAUGAGGGUAUCAAGUGGUGAAAGGUGGAUCAAAGGAGAUAAGAGUGAAUUGAAUGAAAAUAAAAAAGAAAAUCAAAAAAGUCCUGCAAGAGGAAAAGAAAGAAAAAUAUCUGAACACAGACAUGUAUCAGAAAGUCCAAAUAGAAAAAGUGAAAAGGAAAAGAAAACUAAAGACCAUAAAUCCAACAGUAAAGAGAGGGACACAAGGAGAAAUUCAGAGAAAGAUGACAAAUAUAAUAAAAGCAAAGCAAAGAGAAGGGCCAAGUCUAAAAGCAGAAGUAAAAGUAAAGAGGAGUCAAAAAGUAAAGAAAGAGAUUCCAGGCAUAACAGGCAUGAAGAGAAGAGGAUGAGAUCAAGAAGCAAAGAGAGAGAUCAUGAAAAAGUAAAAGAAAAAGAGAAGCAUUCUGAUUCUCGCAUCAAAGAGCGAGAAAAGAGCAGGAGUAAAGAGAGGUCUAAGCGAGCAGAGUCAAAAAAUAAUGAACAUGACCAUAGCAGAAGUAAAGAUAAGGACAAACGGGCCAAGUCAAAGAGUAGAGAACGAGAGGUGACCAAAGGAAAGCACAGCUCCAAUGGCCGAACAAGGGAACGAAGCAGAAGCAGGGACAAAGGAAGAAGAGCCAGAUCUAGGAGUAAAGACCGAGACCGUAGUAGGAGCAAAGAGUACUAUAGGAACAGAGAGAGGGAAUCCCGGAGAAGAGGGAGAUCAAGGAGCAAAGAGAGAAAAGGAACACCAGAAAAAUCUAGAAGUAAAGAUAGAAGGAGGAGGAGAGAGUCAAGGAGUUCAGGGAGGGAGGAAAGUCAAAGCAGAAACAAAGAAAAAAGUAAAAACCAAGAAACAAAGAGUUCACACAGAAAAGAAAACUCUGAGAAUGAAAAAAGGCACUCGAGGAACCAUGAUAACAGUAGCCGAGACAGCAGUAAGGAGAAAAAAGCUGAUAGAACCCAGAGUCCAAAUUCAAGGAAACAGAAUAGUAAGGACAAAGAAUUAAAGUCCUCCACAUACAAAAAUAAGGAAGAAGACAAAAACAGAUGCUCAUUAGAAAAAGAAAUCAACCAAAAAUCAAAGAGUCAAGAAAGAGACCAUACACGAGGUAAAGAUAAAAAAUCUGAUCAUGAGUCCAGCCCUGGAACUGAUGAAGACAAAAGUGGAUGAGUGAGGGCCUCGAACUUUGAAUUUCCAUUUUUCUCUUUAGGUUUUAGAGACUUGCUGAAGAACACAUCUUUUUUUGUUGUUUUCCUCUUCCUUUUUGUUUUGGGGUUAUUUUAUUUUUUUUGGUUUGGUUUUUUUUUUUUAAUGCGGACUUCAUUAAGUUUGAUCUUUUGAUAUUCUACAACCUGAAUAAUUUGUACUGCUAAAGUUUUAAUAAACUUGAAAUGAGAAAAACACUUUUGUGUAAUACUGUGUGCUGUUUAACUCUUCCGUUUCUCUUUGUGUUGUAGCCAUCAAUCAACAGUUACUAUGUCUAAGAUCUGUUGGAUCAAUUAGAAACAAAUAAAAUUGUUAAUUGCAAUAGUAUUUUUUACAAAAGUUUGCACUUCUCAUGUUUUAGAUAUUUUUAAAAGCCAUUAAAUUGAAAGGAAGUCAUACUGAUAUUUCUGAUCACAUUUUAGGGAGUAUGUUACUGAUAUUCAUCAUAAAUAUAAGUGGAUUUUUUUAUUCCAAGAAAGCAAUGCUAAUUAUAUGGUUUUUCUGAAUAAUUAUUUUUAAAUUUUGAUCUUAUAAUUUGUGCAUUAAACACAGAAAAAUGUCUACUUAGCUCUUUUGUUUUACUUUACAUCUGUUUCUUUAUAUUUUAAGCUAUGCUUGUUCAUUCAUUUCCUUAUGAUGUUUUAUAUACUUAUUUUUCACUUAAAUGUCAAAUUGGAUUCAAUUUUAGUAUUUAGGAAAGUCAUGCUUAUCUGAUCAGUUGAUAUAAGUAGCAAUAGUCUUGGCUUGCUGUUACACAGCAUCAGAUAGAAUUUAUACUUAGGAAAUAGAUUUUAAGUGUGAUUUUUAAAAAAUAGAUUAUCCCUUUUUUAUUCAAGAAGAAUCAGAAUUAGCACUAGUGGUAUUUGUUUUCCAUUGAGUUAUUUCCUGAGAAAAUAUCUCUAUGAGCAUUCAUUUACAUGUACAAGACCCUACAUAUUAGCCUGAGCCUAAAAAUAGCUAUAAUUGUUAUAUUAAAUUUUUGAAAUUUGUUCCAAUUGGCACCGUACAUGAAUCAGAGUUAUUACUCUGGAUGCUUAAACAGCUUCUUUAUCUAAAAUCUUAAUGGAGAUUUAAGAAUCAAAUGGCAGGAAUUUGUUAUGAAUGUCUUUCUUACAGUGACACUAUAGCAUAUUUUAUUUAGCUUAGCAUUUACAAAAUGCCAUAUGUUGCAGAAAAUUUCAAAAUUGAAUAGCACUACUCAGAUAUGACCAAAAUGAGUUUUAAAGUGGCAUUUUUUUAAAAAUGCUUAUUUUUAUGGUAUAUGGCUUUUCUCCCUGUUCUUUUAAGAAAACAGAAUAACCAAACACAAAAGUUAUUUCAUUGUGAGAGUAAAGGAGCAGGAACAUCUAUGAUCCCAGUUCCUAAGAGCAACUGGAGUCUUUUGUAAUUAAGAUACUGUCAGUUAUAUUCAUAAUGCAACUUCUUAGUAAAUCCAGUAACUAUUGAAUGAUGCUUUUUAUGCUUAAUAAAGUAGUGUUUAAUAUAUGAUACUUAUUGUUAUCACUUUAAUAAAGGAAUAAUGCUUUUUCUAUUGUGUAGUCAUUUAAUGAUAUAGAAUCAAGGGAUACCAUAUCCUUCCUUUCCCUUGAAGAAACAAUCCAAAACGGAUAUCACUGGGUUGGUUGGUUUUGAUCUUUAGGCCUAAUCGCAUAUCAGUGAAAGCAUUCACUAUUAUUUGGCAUAAAUUUAAAGAAUUAUAUUUAAAUUGUGCUUGCUGUAAAUUGAUUCUUUCAAGCUCAUUGUAUGAAAGGUUGUACUUAUUUAAAGACCUAAUAUUAGUAUGAUCAAAAGCCAGUUUCAGGUUUUAAAAAGGUACACACACUUUUGGUCUUAAAACACACACUUACAUUGGACUUUUCUCAUAAAAAUUCUAUUAGUUCUCAUAUGUCAUUUAGUGGUUUUUAUAUGCAUUUAGAUUUCACUAUUUAAAAAAUACAUUUUUAUGAGUUACCAUUUUUCCUUCAUAGGAUUUCAAAAAGUAUUUCUUUUUAAUUAACUAUCUUCUGUAUGUUCUUGUAGUGUAAAGCAAUUUUACAAGAACAGAAAUAAUCUGGGAAAAACUGGAGGAGACUUUUUUUGUCUGUUACAACAUUAGAAUAAAAGUUAAGCAAUGAAGGAAUAAGGGAGAAAAGACAAUCAGUUGAGUUUUGCUUUCAGAAUUUUAAUAAGCAGAUAAAAACUAAAUGAAUGCUACAUGAACUACAUGUUUUUGAAUCAUAAGUAGACUAAUAUUUUCUCUUAUUGAAUUCAUGUCCUAUUUUGAAUGUUAUAUGUUUUAAUGUUUUUUUUACAUCUUAUUAGUCAUGACAUUUAACAAACAUACUCAGUUGUGGUUGACUCUAAGAAAAACUAUCAAUGUCUUUGCUGUUACAUUCACUUCACAGUAUUUGCUGUCCAGAAUUAUAGUUCAAAGUUACAGUUGUUCAAAAUUAUAAUUGCAAUAUAUUUGACUUGAUGUCAUUUUAGAAUAGUUUAUUUUUUCUUGUUCAAUUAUAUUGUUUCAUCAAGCCCUUUGGUUACUUUAUUGGAGUGACCCCUUAUACAUAUAAUUUCGGAGCUUUUGUGAUAUGUAGAUGUAAUGUUACUACUAAUGUUUUGGGGUUUUGUAUGCUCUUCAAACUGGAAUUAUUGGCCACAGAAAUUGUGGUAGUAAGUUGUUAACUCUUGAUGUAAUAUCAGCUCUCUAGGGAGAAACUUUUUGAAAAGUUUAUUCAUUGAAUUUGUACAAUAGUAUGGUUGUCUAUAAACGCCUAAUUGAGGUGCUUGAGGAAAUUAUACUUUGACAAAUUUGAAUUUGCACUUAUUGGCUUUCAGAAUUAACCUUUUUUCUAGGAAUAAACAGAAUUAUUGACCAUAUGAUUUUCCUUUGUAUUGUUUGAUAGCAAUUUAUUUAAUCUGGAAUAGUUCAGAUGAUCCUUAACUGAUAUUGUGAACAUAUAUAAAUGUAUAUGUACAUAUCUUUAUAUGGAAAAAUGAAAGAAUGAUACAGAACAUUUUCAUGCUUUUAAAAUUACAUUAAUUAUUAGAGUUCUAUUAUCUUAAUUUUAAAAGUACUUCAUUUUUAAAUAGUCCCUCUGUUCAUUCCAGACAAUAAGUUUCAUCAUCACCUGAACUUCUUAAGGCCCCUUUAAAGGAAAUUGUUAUGAUUGCCUUCACUAAAAGUCAUCUGUUUGCUAUUGAUUUUUAAAGGCAUUCUAUUCAGUUAAUUACUAUAAGUAAAUAUAAAGCAUGUGUUUUCCUUGUUAUAUCCCUUCUUCCUUUGGCUACCCAUUAUAGUUAUUUUUUUAAAGAAAGGAAAUCUUUUUCAGUAAGGUAGGAGUGAGAUAAGUAACUGAAUUUUUUGAGCAGGUAACUUUCUAAGCACUGUCUCCACCAUCCCUCCUUUGUGUAUAUAGCUUUUUUGGAAGAUUGAAAAGGAAAUUGAGUGUUUGGGUAUAUAGGUUGGGUGUUAUCACUCUUUCUGUGGCCGCUCUGCUUGUUGAAGGAAAGGCAUAAAUGAAGUUCAUAUACUUCAUUUUACUUAACUCAGAAGUCACUGUGAUAAUAUAUAUUUUUUUAAACUAGAAACAAAAUUCAAAUGUAAAGUUAGUUCAAAAAAUACUGCUUCAUUCUAGCAACUGUUCAAUUGUUUUCUGCAAAUCACAUUUUGCAAAAUUUAAAUUUCAGAAACUCAAUGUAUUAACUUUUAUAGUUUAAACAUUGUAUUUAAUAAAUAACAUAAUAAAACAAUAAUUUGUAAUUCAUUUCUUUUUGUCUGAAAUCAUUAAGACCACGGGAACUUGCAGAAGCCAAUUUUGUAAUUUGUGUCAACUUGUUUUGAAGUCAUUUUAGAAUCUAGAGUAAAUGUCUUCAUUUUAUUGCUUUAUAUUUCAAUGUAUGUAUCAGCCUUUCAGCAAACUUAUCAAAAUUUAAAUGGAGCAUAGAGUGAACUAGCUAAUUUGUAUUACUGUAUAUUGGAAGGCUGGCAUUUUUAAAAAUAGUUCAGAUUUUACAGCAUAAAAAAUGUAUCUGCAACAAAUCUUGCAUCCAUGCUUGACAAUUUUAAUCUUACCUUUGUAAAUCUAUAAAUGUUGCUGAUUUGUAUGUAACAUCUAUUGGUAGCUUUUUAUAGUAAAGCUCCAAUUUAUUUGAGAAGAGUUUUGUGUUUCAAUAUAAAUUAUUUGGGAACUAGCUAGUCACUGAAAUUGGUGACAGCUAUGGAAGCCAAUAGAAAAAUGUUCUGAUUAUUAAAUGGAUUAAUAUGUGUAACAUAGAAUGCAUCAACUGGUAAUUUUAUUAAUCUUAAAGCUUUGGGUUUUUCUUAAUAUGGCUAUUAUGAACCAGGAGAAAAUGUAAAAUGUGAGCACUUAAUGUGGACUGUGUAACUUGUGUAUUAAAAUAUUUUCAGAAAUA
Monodelphis domestica (gray short-tailed opossum) is the source of this 7245-nucleotide messenger RNA. RefSeq names its product peptidylprolyl isomerase G (gene PPIG). Lineage: Eukaryota; Metazoa; Chordata; Mammalia; Didelphimorphia; Didelphidae. Gene Ontology annotation, biological process: protein folding; protein peptidyl-prolyl isomerization. Gene Ontology annotation, cellular component: cytoplasm; mitochondrion. Gene Ontology annotation, molecular function: cyclosporin A binding; peptidyl-prolyl cis-trans isomerase activity. The record is from RefSeq and is a predicted model, not a curated record.